UUACGAAUAUACCCUUUCUCUCCCCUUUCCUUCUCUAUAUAUUCUCCCCACCGAAACAUUCUUUCACUCGCUCUCUCUUCAUUUUCUUCAUCUUUUCAAAACACAACAAACAACCAUGGCUUUCCGUAACAAACCUUCUUCUCCCUUCGACUGCAUCAUCUUCGAUUUGGAUGAUACCUUGUACCCAUCCACCACCGGAAUCGGAGCUUCCGUUAAGAAAAACAUCGAUCUCUUCCUAAUUGAAAAAUGCGGUUUCUCACAAUCCAAAGCCUCCACCCUCCGAGUCGAACUUUUUAAAUCCCACGGUAGCACUCUCGCCGGUUUACGAGCACUAGGCUAUGAUAUCACCGCAGAAGAUUACCACAGUUUCGUGCACGGAAGACUACCUUACGAAUUAAUCAAACCUGACAUUCAGUUACGAAACCUCUUGCGUUCAAUCAAACAAAGGAAAAUUAUUUUUACGAAUUCGGAUAGGAUACAUGCGUUGAAAGCGUUGGAUCGGCUUGGUGUAAAGGACUGUUUCGAACAGAUUAUAUGCUUCGAGACUUUAAACCCGAAUCUACCGAACUCGAUCCGACCCGAUGAGUUUCCUGUCGUUUUGAAACCUUCGCUGGAUGCUUUUAAAAUCGCGAUUCAAGCUGCUAACGUGGAUCCUCGCCGUACCUUGUUUCUGGAUGACAGCGUAAGAAACAUCGCUGCGGGUAAAGAAAUGGGUCUCCAUACUGUUUUGGUUGGGGAGGGGGUGAAAAGCAAAGUUGGGGAUUAUGUAGUGGAAUGUGUGAAUAGAGUUGCACUUGCGGAAGUGGUUCCUGGAAUAUGGGGGAACAGAGUGGACGACGGUGAUAGAAAGAUUUCACGCACAAACAGCGAAUUGGAUGCUUUGUUAAGCGCAUAUACUGCUGUUGGAGCUUGAAAAGGCAUGAUGUUGUAUAUACCGAACAACUAGUCAUUCACCCAACCUAAAGACAAAGACAGUGAACAAAUAAUGUCGGGAACCUAAUGUGUUUUGUUAAUAAUCAUGUGAAUAGUUUUAAACGUGUUAAGUGACAAAUGAAUAAAUUAAUGUAUGCUAGAUGUCAAAUCUUGUGUGUAACCUCCUGUGUAUUCGAAUUGACUUUUAAUCUUGUAGUAUAUUUCUAAAUCAAAAUCACACUCUUUCAUGCA
Messenger RNA from Lathyrus oleraceus (garden pea), 1164 nucleotides. RefSeq lists its product as uncharacterized. Lineage: Eukaryota; Viridiplantae; Streptophyta; Magnoliopsida; Fabales; Fabaceae. The transcript has 7 exons. The record is from RefSeq and is a predicted model, not a curated record. The coding region runs from base 116 to 913 and encodes 265 amino acids.